GUCAUGCAGGAGUAACCUUACGUAUGUGCAUCCAGAGACUAUGUGAAGAACUGAAGAGUGCCAUUCUAUUGUAAUAAGCAUGAACCGAUAUAUAACGCUGACCCAACUGGGGGACGGCACCUACGGCACCGUCGUGCUGGGCCAGCGCAAGGACACCGGCGAGAAGGUGGCCAUAAAGCGGAUGAAGCGAAAGUACUACUCCUGGGAGGAGGCCAUGAACCUGCGGGAAGUUAAGUCCCUGAAGAAACUGUCGCAUCCGAACAUCGUCAAGCUCAAGGAGGUGAUCAGGGAGAACGACACCCUCUACUUUGUGUUCGAGUACAUGAAGGAGAACCUCUACCAAAUGAUCAAGGAUCGGGACACCCACCUUCCCGAGCCAGAGCUGAAGAGCAUUCUCUUCCAGGUUCUCACUGGCCUGGCCUUCAUGCAUCGUCAUGGCUUCUUCCAUCGGGAUCUCAAGCCGGAAAAUCUCCUCUGUUCCGGCCCGGAGCUGAUCAAAAUAGCAGACUUCGGUUUGGCAAGGGAGAUUAGGUCGAGGCCGCCGUUCACGGACUAUGUGUCGACGCGGUGGUAUCGGGCGCCAGAGGUGCUGCUGCACUCCACCAACUACGGCAGCACCAUCGACUUGUGGGCAAUGGGCUGCAUCAUGGCCGAGCUGUACACGUUCCGACCGCUCUUUCCGGGCAGCAGCGAGGUGGACCAGCUGUUCAAGAUCUGCUCCGUGCUGGGCACGCCAGAGAAGGGUGACUGGCCGGAUGGUUACCGAUUGGCGUCCAUGAUCCACUUCCGCUACCCAGAUUGCAUCAAAGUGCCACUAAGCAGCGUGGUUAGCCGCUGCAGCCAAAACGGACUCGAUCUGCUCGAGGAUAUGCUCGCCUACGAUCCCGACAAGCGUCCCACAGCCCAGCAGAGCCUCAAGUAUCCGUACUUUCACGCCCUCAAGCGGAUCUCUCCCACGGCGGCCACCAAGGCGAAUGUCCGCCUGAGCUCCAAGUAUGCGGCGGCUUCUUCUGGCCAACUGCUGCUACCUCAGACCCAAACUGUGUCAAACCACGUGCUUCCGGUGCAGGAGAAGCUCCAGGCUGUCACCGAACUCAUCCACCAGGGCAACAACAACAUGAACAAUAUGAAGAACAUAAACAACAACAACAACAGCAGCCUAAGCAAUGGCAAGAGUGUUUCAAAGAACGUGAGCAUGCCGAGACAGUACCAGCCGAAGCUGAACUUCCUAACCAGCAACGACAUGCGCAUGCCUGUUGCUGGUGGAGGAGCGAUCCCACACGCCCUGGCAGACUCUUCCAGCCUGGGCGGGCCCACAGGAGAUCAGGGCCAGCCACAGCAUCAAAAUCAGCCACAGAACGGAGGUGAAUCCAUAAACGACAUCUACUUGAAUCGCAACAUUGCACAGCUUUUUGGAUUGCCAGCAGCAGCGGGAUCUCAACAGCAGCUGUACCACCCGAAUGUCUCCUUCAGCAACACCAUGUCCCGCAACGCCGGGGCUAUCUAUGUGAACGGAAGCCAGCUGAGCUACGACACGGCCAACAAGAAUGCCAAGAACAAUGCCAAGCUCGUUGUUGGCGCAGCUGCCACCAACGGAGGCUACUAUGUACCGGCGACACGUAACUCCCUCCUUGCCCCUGAUGCCAAGGUCUACAACGUGUUCUCCAAGGUGAGCGCCAGCCAUGCCCCGCCCAGUAUAAUCGUGCGCCAGCCACAGCAACAGCAACAGCAGCAGCAUCAACAUCCCGCCUAUGAAGCAUCAUCAAUGUUGGGUGGAGGAGUACUCAAUGGAGCCGCCAUUCGGUUGUCCGCGCGAUCCCGUCCGCCCGGGCAGGAGUCCACGUUAAGAUCCGAUGAUCUGGACCAGAUACUCGGCUCCAAGCUGAAAACCUCCGCCAAACGCCAGCGUAAUGCCAAGGCCAACAUGCUGCUGGAGGACCUGUUUGGGCAGCUGUCGAUGGACUCCGAUAGCGACGGCAAGUACCCGCACACGGUGCCGCCCACUCAGCAAGCUAAGAGUGGGGCCCGGCGAGAGCGCGACCUCUUCGGCGAGAGCUUCCUGCGGCCCGGCAUCCGAAAGAAAAAUACCCAGAGCAGCCUGGAGGUGAACAACGGCAGUCACGCGGACUCGCUAGCACAAAACACACAGAAGCCGAAGCCAGCAGCAGGAACAGGUGCCGCGGCAUUCCCCUGGGAUGAGACCAACAAGACGGAAGAUGAGAAGCUGACCGCCUGGAUGGUGGCCGAGAAUGGUAACUUGAAUUUGGGUAAUCAGCAAGCGUAGAAGUCGACAGCACUCCAAUCAAUCCAAAUCAAGUAGUCGGUUAGCAACAGAAAAUUCGGGCAGCACCACACCACAAUCCACAAUUCAUUGAGCCAUUGGCAUGCAUGGCGUUCCACCAGGUAUUUCUAUUAUCCCAUUAUCAUAUUCCCAGGAUCGCUGCUGGAGAAUAAAUUCUGAGGGGAUCAUUGACUAGCAAAGUGCCGUUGUACCUGAAACAGAAUGAAAUGAAUACUCGUACUGAAUCUGAAUGCAAAUCGUCAAAUCAUCCAAUCAUCAAACUAUCAGUGCAUUGAAUCCAAUCAGCGCGUAAAGUUAGAGUUAAUGUUGUUAAU
This is a messenger RNA of Drosophila persimilis, 2616 nucleotides long. Its product is annotated as cyclin-dependent kinase 8. The record is from RefSeq and is a predicted model, not a curated record. The coding region runs from base 80 to 2284 and encodes 734 amino acids. Gene Ontology annotation, molecular function: ATP binding; protein serine/threonine kinase activity. The transcript has 7 exons. Gene Ontology annotation, biological process: protein phosphorylation; intracellular signal transduction; intraciliary transport. Lineage: Eukaryota; Metazoa; Arthropoda; Insecta; Diptera; Drosophilidae. Gene Ontology annotation, cellular component: cytoplasm; nucleus; cilium.